UUGACGUUUGACUUUCGUUCGCCAGCGCACAAGCCAGCUGAAGCGGUGGCACAAUCAGGCUAUCUGUGUAUUUUCGAUACGCAUAGUUCAUGUUAAGUAUUAGUGAAAUUAAGAUCAAUAUUAAAUAAACAAUCAUGUCGGGUAAGGCAAACAAAGCUUUCACAAAAGAAGAAGAAUUGUUGCUUCAAGAUUUCAGCCGGAAUGUUUCGACGAAGUCCUCUGCCCUCUUUUACGGGAAUGCUUUCAUCGUCUCUGCUAUUCCCAUAUGGUUGUUCUGGAGGGUGCACGCCCUCGAGGUGAGCUCGUCCCUGGCGUGGUUCGCGAUGGUGACGACGGCGAGCACCUGGCUGCUGGCCCUGGCCUACAGGAACACUAAGUUCCAGCUGAAGCACCGCGUAGCAGUCCGCAGAGAGGACGCAGUCGCUCGCGAGAUGGCUCGCAAGCUGGCUGAUGAUAAGAAGAUGAGCAGGAAGGAGAAGGACGAGAGGAUUCUAUGGAAAAAGAAUGAAGUGGCUGACUACGAGGCCACCACCUACUCAAUCUUCUACAACAACGCUCUGUUCCUGACCAUCGUGAUCCUGAGCAGCUUCUACCUCCUGCGCUCUUUCACACCCACUGUUAACUACAUUAUUUCCCUCACGGCCGCCUCUGGACUGCUGGCCCUGCUCUCCACCGGAACCAAGUAGAGUAUUGCAAGUGAAUUGUGUUGCCAACAGAAAUAUAUGAACAACACCUACUUCUGUCUUAAGAACUGAAAGUGGCAGCAUUGUGAGUGAGUGAGAUUGUUACUAAAGUUGAGCAUCAAUGCCUCUGUUUUGAUGGGGUACGUGUACUAAACUUUGUACAGUUAUUUAUGUGUUUACAUUGAAUAAAUAUAGAAUAAUUUUAUAAUUUAAUUAUAAUAAAAUAACCAAAAACA
Molecule: messenger RNA, 919 nt
Organism: Helicoverpa armigera (cotton bollworm)
Lineage: Eukaryota; Metazoa; Arthropoda; Insecta; Lepidoptera; Noctuidae
Product: translocon-associated protein subunit gamma
Exons: 4
Coding region: 135-686 (183 amino acids)
Biological process (GO): SRP-dependent cotranslational protein targeting to membrane
Cellular component (GO): endoplasmic reticulum; membrane
Source: RefSeq, a predicted model, not a curated record